CUUCCUCCGUCCAAAGCGAUAAAUAUAAGUAAAGUAGUAAAGCGGCAGAAAACCACCAAUCCCCUGCCCCACAAUUUCUUUUCAGCUUUAUUUCCCUGACGUAACAUCCAACAACACUCCCGCAUCACGAAUUCCUCCUCACCAACAAAAACCUCGCGCCUAUAACCCCCCCAACUCAUCAAGAUGAUCGAUCACCAUAUCUUUGAGGACCUCCAGGCCAAGAUCGACGACGAGGCCGCCGUUCGCGAUGAACUUCAUGACAUUGUUCAGACUUUGGCUAGAAAGGGUCGCUCAACUCAAGCUAUUCUCUCCCGGGCUCAUUCUACUCCCACUGAUCAGUUGAAACCCGUCCUCGACGACGCAACCAAAGAGAUCAUCGCACAACGAGAUGAAGUCUCCCGACUGAAGACCGUGGCUGAUAAGCACCCGUUUUACAAGUAUAAUGGGCUGUGGACGCGUGAGUUGCAGAACUUGGUCUCAUCGAUUGAGCUCUGCGCCUGGCUAGGCGGACUUGAAGAGUACAAAACCAACAGCUCGGCCUCGUUUCUGACUAUUGAGGAGGUUGGGAAGUUCUUGGGUGUGCCUGUUAAUCUCAAGGAACAAGAUGCUUUCCAUCUCACGAUCGAGGAGUAUUUGCUUGCGUUGAUUUCGAUGGUUGAGGAGCUGGCCCGUCUUGCUGUUAACUCGGUCACUCUGGGUGAUUAUACUCGGCCGGUGCAGAUUGGAAACUUCAUCAAGGAUCUGUUUGCUGGGUUCCAGUUGUUGAAUCUGAAGAAUGAUAUUCUGCGGAAGAGAAGCGAUGGGAUUAAGUACAGUGUCAAAAAGGUGGAGGAUGUCGUGUAUGAUCUGUCUCUGCGCAAUUUGAUCCCCAAGGGUAGCGCUGCGGCGUAAGACAGAAAAAACGAAGAGGUGGAUGAUGCAGUAAAUAAGCAUGACUUAAUAUGAUAUGACGACAGUCUAUAACAUGACAGUCGAACAAAUUCCGAAC
Molecule: messenger RNA, 988 nt
Organism: Aspergillus sclerotioniger CBS 115572
Lineage: Eukaryota; Fungi; Ascomycota; Eurotiomycetes; Eurotiales; Aspergillaceae
Product: translin
Exons: 8
Coding region: 184-891 (235 amino acids)
Biological process (GO): RNA metabolic process
Cellular component (GO): nucleus; cytoplasm
Molecular function (GO): single-stranded DNA binding; sequence-specific DNA binding; RNA binding
Source: RefSeq, a predicted model, not a curated record